This is a messenger RNA of Cladocopium goreaui, 5910 nucleotides long. The record is from the annotation of a GenBank genome assembly. Lineage: Eukaryota; Dinophyceae; Suessiales; Symbiodiniaceae.
AUGGAAUCGGAAGUGAAAGAUUUCAAUGAAGAAAAAACUGAUGUCAGCAGCAAGAUUGUGUCCUUGUUAGAGAAAAUUGAUGAACUCGAAUCGGCCGGUGCUCGGUCGGUAUCAGUCGAGCUUGCUACAUUGAUGGGAGAAGAUACAACGCUGGUUGAUCAUCUUGGUCGUCAACGUAUCUUGCAACUCUGUGACGAAGUGCAGGAAACCUGUCGGAAACUAUCUGCUGCUGAUGCGCGCAGGAAGUUGGAGCUGGAGUUGAGAGAUGCUGUCAUGGGCAGGUCGCGUUGGCUGUUACCGUCCGAAACUUCAAAUGAAGAACCGGUUGAGGAAGAUGCAGAUUCUGGACGUGCUGCGAAGCAUUUGUUGGUAGCUCGCGGGAAGAAGCCGCUGAGUUUGUUUGACUGGAAGAUUUGGACGAUGGCCAAACCGAAGCUUUGGAGAUAUGGUGACGCUGGCAAUUUAUUUGAUCGUGAGGAAGCACUGUCCACCCGAGAAUGGGCGGCGUGUCUUUUGCUCCGAGAGGAGUUGCAGUAUGCUGUUGACGGCGAUGAUGUUGCUCCUGCAAUGAGUAACCGUUUCAGUGGUGAUUGGAUUGCGUUGCACAUGAUGUCCACUGUUUGUCGCUUGACAGAUCAGCGCAAUGCUUCAUACCAAUUUUUGCGGAAUGGUGGCAUGGCCUUUGCCAAGACUUUGAGUGCUCUGAAAGCAGAUGAUUUGGCAUCUGCGGCACGGGUGGUAGAUCCUUCCUCUGGUGAUUCUAUGCAGCAAUUGUUGCAAAACACUAGUGUGCCAAAAACUGUCAAGGAUGCUCUGCAAGCGAUGCAAAGCGCAUCGGCUACGGUUUUGGGUACCGAUGGUCAUCGCAGGCAGUGCCGGCACGAAGGAGUCGCCUACAUGGAGACUUUUGGGCCGCCGCUCAGUUUUUUGACGCCCAAUCUGGCGGACACGCAGCAUCCAUUGCUGCUGGUUGUACAAGGCGAAGAGGUGGAUCUUGGGUCCGUGGAUCAGGAAAUGGACCCCUCUUUGCCGAAGUACAGAGACAUGCUGCGAAAGAUUGCGCAAGAUCCUGUAGCACAAACGGUACAGUUUGAGUUCUUGAUGCGAUUAUUUUUCCAACAUGUUUUGAAUGUGCGACCAGAAACUUUGGAUUGUCGCAGAGGUGGGGUCCGCACGGUCUCGCGGGAAUGGUGCAGUGAUGGCGCCGCUGCAUCUUCUACCGGCGCUGGAAUGCUGGGACCGGUGCUUGCCUUCAGAGGUGAAAUCGAAGCUCAAGGCCGCGGCUCAUUGCAUCCACAUAUUUUGGUUUGGCUUGUAUGCGGCCAUUUGGAGGUGGUAGGCCAACUUGCCAGCAUGUUGAAGAAUAACAAGGCCGAAUUGCAGCAUCGCUUACGUCACUUCAUGAAAAUGGUUGUGGCCAGCUUCGAAUCGUUGUCCCAUGCGUCUGUUCAAGCAGCGCCUCGAAUCUUUGAUGGCGCCAGCCUUUCGACGCCGGUUUCUGUCACGAAGGUUGCUCGCAACUUGUCCAAGUAUGAUGGCGGCAGUGACUUGGACUUGUUGCGAGAGAUGCUGGAGAGGACUCCGGAGCAAGACGCUUUUUUGGAAGCUGCUCAGGACGAUGACUGGCGCCGACCGUUGCUGCAGGUAGAGGAGGCCCCCAAUCCAACCAAGAACAUUUUCACACAGCCUAUCAAUGGCUUGCCAGUGGCACAGACGCCUGCAUAUCGUUUGCGCAGUGUGCUGGUCGAAGGUGCUUCUCCAGAAGAAGAAGCGCGAGCAUGGCAGACGGCAUUUGCGCAGGAUCUGCACAACCUUCUACCAGCCUUGCUGAGACACGUUUGCAGUGAUUCGUGCUUCAAGUAUUCGGACAAGAGCUCUACCCAAUUUCGUAUUUGUCGGCACGGUUUUUACCAUGUGGUGCAUGUUACAGAAGGUUGCAGAGUCAGACGGAAAGGCAAGGCCCUACGUCCUUGCGUUCAUGUCGGUAGUGAAUUGGAGGUUGAAUAUGGAAUGGCUGGACGUCUACGCCCAAUUCAGCUGAGUCCAUUCGAAUGUCAGACUUCUUUUGGUGGUCUUGUGGCUGGCCGACACAAUCUGGAUCUUCAAGACAUGAGAAGAGUCUUGGACAUGAAGCUGUGGACAGAGCAGGGCGACAUUUUGCCGCACGUCGGCUUCACGCAGCAAUUGGGUUACAUGGCCAAAUAUGAGUGGGCUGCUGGACAGUAUGAAGAACGAGGUGGAUCUCCCACUGAGCCAGUAUCAUGGUUGUGGACUCGUUCGCUGGCCAAAGAUUUUCGCAAAGCCUGGCUGGCAGCUCAUGAGAAAGCAGUCACUGGGGGAACGGACAAAACAGAAACAGAAGAUGAUGUUGCCGAGCGCGAGUUUGUUCGCGCGAUUCGCUGCGGUGUGAGUGACGCUUUUUCGGAUGGAAUCAAUAGCGGGUUCUACAUCAACAGCUACACGACGAAGCCUGGUCCUGGCUUGGCUGGAAUGUUAGAGGAGUUGCGCAAAGGCAUUGAGCGCUUGGAAAUGGAGCGGGAGGAGCGCAACGAGGAGAGGAGCCGUGCAGAACAAGCUGCACAAGAUGCAGGUGAACACAUUCCCGGACGUCGUGGAGUUAUGUUUUCUGAGACGAUGAAGACGUUGACCCGCCUGUCGUCUUCCUACAGACGUUGUCAUUGGAAGAGCGCGGCUGAAUUGAUUUUUCCUCUCUUGUACGAACAUUUGACGUUUGCGUCGCAUCGUACUUGGAAGCUGUUUGUGAAGAAAGCAAUUUUUUUCUGUGUUUCUGCUUGGCGAAAACAGUAUGGUGACAGUGUGCUCCAUUGUGUCGAUGCACAGAGCGCCCACAAUGAUCCUGUGAUUUUUCAUAGAACAGGUGUGGACGAUGUGGUUUUGGCCGGCUGGCGGAAAGUUGCCCGCAUUGAUGAUGAAACCGGCGAGACGUCGUAUGUCUACAUUGGACCGGGUGGGCAAGCUUGCACGAAUUUAGCUGACGCGUUCUUGGAGUUUGAAGCGCAGGCAGCACAGAAGCGCAAUUCGCGACAGAGGUUGUCGAUUGCAGAGGAGCUUUUGAAGAUGCAUAGUGUCACCGAAAAUGUGGAUCGCAGUGGCGACGGUGAGGGUGCUGCCACGAAUUUGCGAGCCUUGCAAGCAACUGGUGAGGAUGUCGCAGUGACUGCAGGUGUUAGUACCGUCACUCAGCCUCAGUACCUUUCUGUUACUACGAGCAGUUUGGAGGAUUAUUUGUAUCGCGGUGACUCAGAACUGCUGGCAGGAAUGAGUUGGGCGACCUAUGGCACGUGGGUCUAUCGCAUCGAGUUGCCUGCUCGUCCGGAGAAGUCGGUCAGAGGCGUCCUGGCACGGUACGUUGAUGUUUAUUUUGAUCCGGCUUACAAGCUCUACAAUUCUCAUGCUCAGCGGAUCUGCUCAGAACCUCGUGUACCAAUGUUUGAAGGGUUUACUAUGCCACCUCUGACUGUGGACAGCGAGCGGAAUGCCAUGUACAAGCAGAUACAAUGCCGGCCAACUCGCAUUCUGCCUGUCGCCGGCGAAGAACUGAGCCAGGAGGAGUUGGUGUUGAAAGCUUUUGCUCUUUUUUCAUCUCCUACCAAGGGCUCAGCAGGCAUGGACAAUUCCGUUGCAGCUACGACUGCUUUCACACGAGCUUAUCUGGAAUGGGAAGAAGACAUGACGAAGGAAGCAGCCACGGCUCGUUAUCGUUUUGCAGCUCGAUUUGAAUAUCCUUCUCUGUGGGAAACAAAAGAAAUGGUUGAGGCUCUUCGAUGGAAACUGGAAAUGGUCAUGGGCGAAGAGUUGCCGCAGCCGAUAUUAGAUCCGGAUCGAGAGAGGCCUCGAGCAACUGUUGAGCAAUAUUCUUCCAUGUUGGCAGAGAGUCGAGUUGCGCAUUUGGAAGGUUUGGCUCGGGCCCGGCAACAACGUCACAAGAGAAGUCGGGAUGUUGAUGCUGAGUUGUUGGAGGAGUUCGUGAAAGUGACCACUGCGGGCGAAAAAGAUGACGAAGAUGCUGGGGACAAUCCUGAGCAUGAUGAACUGCCUCCAGAAAAAACACUUCGGCCUGAUGAAGUCUUUCAGAAGAUAUCUUUUCGACCGAAUAUGGAAGAACAGAAGAAACUGCUACUGUUUCAAUUUCAAGCUCGACACAAUCAAUAUGUGAAAGAUUUCCUUGCACAAAGCUGGAUGAAGGAAGAUCCUUUUGCCGACGCAGGCAAACUUCAGAAUUCAACACGUCACUCGCUGCAUGAUGUUUUUGCUGAGCUCCAAAGUUGGAAUGCAGACACACGUGCGGACAUUUUGGGAUCGUGUCGAUAUGGUUUGGUGCAAGACGACGAAGACAGAGAGCAGCCUCCCAGUGAAGAAAUUGCGCAUGCAUCUCUCAAGAAAGCUUUGCCACGGUUACCUGCCCAGUGUGUUCGCUUCAGUGCUCAGAAUGUCUACGAGAAACCUUCCGAUCUUGUGAAAGAUCUAGUUGCUGCAUUGCCGCCGAAGCAACGACUGAACGAAGAUCAGGACUGUUUCAUUCAAAGAUUUGCGGAGGUGUUGGACACGGUGUACGCACAAGAAGGCACAACUGCCCCAGAGAAGCGGCAUGUUUAUCACAUGCUGUUGCUCGGCCAAGGGGGCUCAGGCAAGACGCACAUUGUGCAGAACAUUGUAUUCCCUGUGGUGCACUUCAUUUGGCCUUCGGAGGGAGAACAGUCUACCUUGAUGGUUGUUGCUGCCAAAAAUGCGCAGGCCAAGAACAUUUCCACUGACACUGUCCGCGCCAAGACCUUACACGGCGCAUCCUUGCUCGGAGUACAAAGCCUAACCAACAGCAACAUGGCUGCUGGCUCCAACGAGAAAGGUUUGCAGAAGCUGUGGAGCUCUGUGCGUGUCUUAGUUGUGGAAGAAAUCAGCAUGGUCUCGGCUCUUCUUUACAACAUGCUAGACUUUCGCGCCAUGCUUGGUCGCCGCUUGGUGUUUGGAGUGGAUCCAAACACGUAUGCCAAGACAGGCUGUGCCUUCGGACGUGUGCCGAUUGUUUUGCACUUGGGCGACUUCUUUCAAUUGCGACCGACUGCGCAGCUCUCUUUGUUGGAUGAUUUGAUGGCGCAGGAUGAGCAUGGCAACUGGAAACACGCUGAUGUGCCUGCAGAAGUACAGCAUGCCCAGAAAGUGUUUGCGGAGAUUCCAGAUGUUUUUGAGCUGCGCGGCACCAUGCGGUUCAAGCCAGGAGAUCCUCUGAUUGACUUAUUGCAAUGCAUGCGCCAGGGACAUCGUCUGCCGGAUGCAAUUUGGAAUGCUUUUCAACAGCGGUGUGCUCGCAACACUACAUCCGGGAAUGCAGAUGAACGAUUCAACUUGCCGCGUUUUCGGCGAGGCUACUGCAUGUCGAUCUACUGGGCGUCGCUGGUGCGGAUGAUGUACCGUCGAGCUUUGCUGGAUGCAGCGCAGGCGGAUCAGCCGUUGGUAUUGCUGCAAGCUGCUGAUAAUGCAUCGGGUUUGGAAAGGAACGUUGCUUUUCGUUUUUUGAACCGGCCGAACCCGUAUCAAACGGGGCAUAUGCAUGGACUAUUCCCUUGUCAUGUUGGCAUGCGGAUCCGACUGGUGGCAAAGCUCGAUGCAGAUAAGGGCAUGGUGCAGGACACAUUGGCCACGAUCAUGGACUUUGAAUUUCACUCCAACGAUCGGGCUCGGUAUGGUCAAUGCAAAGGCGGCGAGUUGUUUUCUCCGGAGUAUCUCCCAUCGGGUCUCUGGGUGGCUGUUGAUGGAUAUCAAGGAUGCUGUGGCUAUGAAGAUUUACUUACCCGUUGCACAGCGCAUAUCGAGAACUUUCAAGAGGCAGAAAGAUUAGCGAAAAGUUUUUUGGUUUCUUCCGGCAGAAGAAGUGGUGAUUCAACUGAAUAG